AACUCUUCUGAGGGAGGGGAACCUUUAUUUUUACGUUUCACUCAAACUUGAGCGCGGAUUGGUCAAAGUACUGGAGACACGCAGAGAAUGCUAAUAAGGCCGAGCAUUCCGUCCAAUCAUAUGCUGGAGUGUUGUGUCACGCGGUUCUCUGUGGCGCGAAAAUACCACAUUUUCUUUUCGGAGCGGGAGCAGAGGAGUUGUUUGUAGAUUAUUUUAGGAUUUGCUAAAAUAUAGUUAAAUUUCAGAAUGGCUGCUGAAGUGGUGGACGACCAGGCGAUGAGGGAGGCGCAAAGAGAUUAUCUGGAUUUUCUUGAUGAUGAUCAAGACCAGGGUAUCUAUCAAAGCAAAGUGCGGGACAUGAUCAGCGAGAACAAGUUCCGACUCAUUGUGAACAUCAACGACCUGCGACGGCGCAACGAGGCCCGCGCGGCCAGGCUGAUGAGCAAUGCAUUUGAGGAGCUGCUGGCCUUCCAGCGGGCCCUAAAGGACAUGGUGGGCUCUGUGGAUGCCACUUAUGCCAAGCAGCACGAGGAGUUCUUUGUGGGCCUGGAGGGCAGCUUUGGAAGCAAGCAUGUCACACCCCGCACGCUGUCUUCGCGGUUGCUGAGCAGCAUUGUCUGCGUGGAGGGAAUCAUCACCAAAUGCUCGCUAGUGCGCCCCAAGGUGGUUCGCAGUGUCCACUACUGUCCAACAACCAAGAAGACAAUAGAGCGCAGAUACACUGAUCUGACCUCCCUAGAUGCUUUCCCCUCCAGCGCCAUCUACCCCACCAAGGAUGAGGAGAACAACCCUCUGGAGACAGAGUUUGGGUUGUCUGUCUACAAGGACCACCAGACCAUCACAGUCCAGGAGAUGCCUGAGAAAGCCCCUGCUGGGCAACUCCCACGUUCUGUGGACAUCAUACUUGACAAUGACCUGGUCGACGCGGUCAAGCCCGGCGAUCGAGUGCAGGUCAUCGGCACGUACCGCUGCCUGCCUGGGAAGAAGGGCGGUUUCACCUCUGGAACCUUUAGGACCAUCAUGAUUGCCUGCCAUGUGAAGCAGAUGAGCAAGGAGGUGUCACCUACCUUCUCUGCUGACGAUGUGGCCAAAAUUAAACGUUUCAGCCAGUCUCACUCCAAGGAUGUGUUUGACCAGCUGGCACGCUCGUUGGCACCCAGCAUCCACGGUCACGAGUACAUCAAGAAGGCCAUCCUCUGCAUGCUGUUGGGUGGUGUGGAGAAGGUCUUGGAGAACGGCUCCCGCAUCCGUGGGGACAUCAACGUGCUGCUCAUAGGUGACCCCUCAGUGGCCAAAUCCCAGCUGCUGCGAUAUGUGCUGCACACGGCCCCCCGUGCCAUUCCUACCACGGGCCGUGGGUCCUCUGGUGUGGGUCUUACAGCUGCGGUCACCACUGACCAGGAGACAGGUGAGCGGCGCCUGGAAGCUGGGGCUAUGGUGCUGGGAGACAGAGGCGUGGUGUGCAUCGACGAGUUUGACAAGAUGUCCGACAUGGACCGCACAGCCAUCCACGAGGUGAUGGAGCAGGGCCGUGUGACCGUGGCCAAAGCAGGCAUCCACGCCAGACUCAAUGCCCGCUGCAGCGUCCUUGCUGCUGCCAACCCCGUGUACGGCAGGUACGACCAGUACAAGACACCCAUGGAGAACAUCGGCCUCCAGGAUUCGCUGCUGUCCCGUUUCGACCUGCUCUUCAUUGUGCUAGAUCAGAUGGACCCAGAGCAGGACCGUGAGAUUUCGGACCACGUGUUGCGUAUGCACCGCUACCGCAACCCAGGCGAGAAGGAUGGCACUGCCAUGCCUUUAGGCGGCUCCGUCGAUAUACUGGCCACGGAGGAUCCCGAUGCUGCUCAGGAUGACCAGGAGUUGCUGCAGGUGUACGAGAAGCACAACAGCCUCCUACACGGGAGCCGGAAGCGCAGGGACAAGGUGGUGAGCAAGGAGUUCAUGAGGAAAUACAUCCACGUGGCCAAGUCCAUCACACCGGUGCUGACGCAGGAGGCGGCCAAUCACAUCGCCGAGGAGUAUUCAAGGCUACGCAGCCAGGAGCAGCUGGCAUCCGACGUUGCAAGGACCUCGCCUGUGACUGCGCGGUCCCUGGAGACUCUGAUCCGCCUGUCCACAGCCCACGCCAAGGCCCGCAUGAGCAAGGUGGUUGAGAUGGAAGACACGGAAGUGGCCGUUGAGCUCGUGCAGUUUGCCUACUUCAAAAAGGUUCUUGAGAGAGAGAAAAAGAGGUCAAGGAGGGAGGAACAGGACACUGCGUCAGAGGAGGAAGAUGAUGAACAACAGACUCCGCGGAGGAAAAGGGGGCGCCGUUCAGCUGAACACCGCCCAUCUCAAGAUGGUGACCCAUACGAUUUUGACGGGGAGCAGGAUGUUCCAGAAAUUCAAGCUGGAACCCCAAAGGCCCAGGAGCAGCCCAUGGAGACUCCGGAGCAGGAUGGAGAGGCAGAGCUAUCUGCCAGCAGACUGAAGACAUUUAAAGCAGCACUUCUGGAAGCAUUCCGCGCGGCGCAUGCGCAGUCCAUCACCCUGGCGGCACUGAAGGAUGCUAUCAACAAGGACAACAAGGAGCCCUUCAGUGCCACCGAGGUCCAGGCCGCCCUGAGCCGCAUGCAGGAUGAUAACCAGGUCAUGCUGUCCAGCGACAUAGUGUUCCUUAUCUGAAGGACACCAGGGGAUGGGAAAGGAGUUGGAACUGAUCUUGGCUCCAGUCUGUCUGGCCCUCAGGUGUGACUGGCUGACUGAUGUAGGCAAAGGGUUUGUUUUGGAAAAAUCUGCACUGAAAGCAGAUAAGUUCAUGAUUAAAAAUUUCUGUUUCAGUUGCUUUGCUUCAUUGUUCAAAGUGCUCUUGCAUGUUGUAUGCAGUUUCAUGCACAUAUUCCGAACUUUUAUUAUGGAAUAUUCCAUAUUUACUGUGUAGAAGCUUCAAUUUUUAUGGUUUAAGCUUUUUUUUUUUUUUGUAAAUCUACAAAAAUUUUGUAUAUAACUGAUGUGAAGGUAAAGCCUUUCUGCCCUUAAUUUUU
This is a messenger RNA of Scleropages formosus (Asian bonytongue), 3026 nucleotides long. It is a transcript of the gene mcm3, whose product is annotated as minichromosome maintenance complex component 3. Lineage: Eukaryota; Metazoa; Chordata; Actinopteri; Osteoglossiformes; Osteoglossidae. The transcript is spliced from 17 exons. Gene Ontology annotation, cellular component: nucleus; MCM complex. The record is from RefSeq and is a predicted model, not a curated record. The coding region runs from base 247 to 2667 and encodes 806 amino acids. Gene Ontology annotation, biological process: DNA replication; double-strand break repair via break-induced replication; mitotic DNA replication initiation. Gene Ontology annotation, molecular function: single-stranded DNA binding; ATP hydrolysis activity; ATP binding.